Messenger RNA from Trichoderma citrinoviride, 2226 nucleotides. Its product is annotated as glycoside hydrolase family 37 protein. The transcript has 4 exons. The record is from RefSeq and is a predicted model, not a curated record. Gene Ontology annotation, biological process: trehalose catabolic process. The coding region runs from base 1 to 2226 and encodes 741 amino acids. Gene Ontology annotation, cellular component: cytoplasm. Gene Ontology annotation, molecular function: calcium ion binding; alpha,alpha-trehalase activity. Lineage: Eukaryota; Fungi; Ascomycota; Sordariomycetes; Hypocreales; Hypocreaceae.
AUGCAAGGCACGUCGAACCACCGCUCUCGCGGUUCCGACGACUACGGGAUCUACGAUGAUGCGAAGACGUACUAUGCGUCCGAGGAGCGACACAGCAACCGCUAUGGCGUUCGAACUCGAACCUACUCCCAGAACAGCUUGGUGAAGCAGCUGGAGAGAAUGGGAGCCACGGAGCCAUUCCGGCGCGGGAGCCACGAUGAGACCACCAUGGAUCAAGGUCGCCGGUUCCUCGUCAAUGUGGAUGCCACCUUGGAAAUCCUGAAGAACCAAGAGGACACGGAUGGAAACAUGCAAAUUACGAUUGAGGAUAACGGCCCCAAGGUCAUUUCCCUUAGAACGGCUGCCUCGGCUGGCCACAACCGCUUCGAGGUCCGAGGGACGUACAUGCUGUCGAACCUACUGCAGGAGUUGACGUUAGCCAAAGAGUACGGCCGGAAGCAGAUCAUCCUUGAUGAAGGCCGCUUGAACGAGAACCCUGUGGACCGCUUGUCCCGCUUGAUCCGCGACCAUUUCUGGGAUGGUCUGACGAGGCGAAUCGACGCAUCUAGCAUUGAGGUCGCUGCUCGUGACCCCAAGGACUGGACAGACGACCCUCGCCCGAGAAUUUACGUGCCUCUCGGAGCGCCCGAGCAGUACGAGUACUAUCAGAAGGUCGCUGCCGACAGGCCAGAGCUCCGCCUCGACGUCCAGCAGCUUCCGGAGAAUAUCACGGUCGAACUGAUCCGAGACCUGAACGAUAAGCCUGGUCUGCUGGCCGUGGCCGUGGAGAAGGUGGAGGAGGAUGACGGCAAAGGUAACAAGACGACCACCCUGAAGGGCCUUCCCUUUGUCGUUCCUGGCGGCCGUUUCAACGAACUCUAUGGUUGGGACAGCUACAUGGAGUCCCUCGGCUUGCUCAUCCAUGAGAGGGUUGACCUGGCCAAAUCCAUGGUGCUCAACUUUUGCUUCUGCAUUGAGCACUAUGGCAAGAUUCUCAACGCCACUCGGUCUUACUAUCUUGCCCGAUCUCAGCCCCCCUUCCUGACAGACAUGGCGCUUCGAGUGUACGAAAAGAUCAAGCAUGAGCCGGAUUCCAAGGAGUUCUUGAGACGAGCAAUUCUCGCGGCCAUCAAAGAGUACCACAGCGUCUGGACCAGCGAGCCUCGAUUGGACCCGGUGACGGGACUUUCAAGAUACCGACCCGACGGUCUAGGAGUACCCCCGGAAACGGAAGCCACGCACUUCGUCCACAUCUUGGAGCCCUACAUCAAGAAGCACAAUAUGGGGUUCAAGGAAUUCGUUCGUGCCUACAACUAUGGUGAGAUCAAGGAGCCCGAGCUCGACGAAUACUUCUUGCAUGACCGUGCAGUCCGCGAAUCCGGCCACGACACGUCCUACCGCCUCGAGGGUGUCUGUGCCAAUCUCGCCACGAUCGACCUCAACUCUCUCCUCUUCAAGUACGAGACCGACAUUGGACGAACCAUCCGAAGCCUCUUUGGCGACAAGCUGGUCAUCCCAGCCGAGUUCUGCGCGGGCACCCCCUAUCAGCCCGGCGAGUCCGUGUCUUCGGCGGUCUGGGAUCGGCGUGCCAAGCGGAGAAAGCUGACAAUGGACAAGCUGAUGUGGAACGAGGAAGAGGGCAUGUUCUUUGACUAUGACACGGUCAAGAAGCAGAGGUGCACCUAUGAGUCUGCCACGACUUUCUGGGCGCUCUGGGCUGGGUUGGCUACGCCCAAGCAGGCUGCCGAUAUGGUAAAGAAGGGCCUGCCUAAGCUCGAGAUGUUCGGAGGUCUGGUAGCUGGAACGGAAAAGUCUCGAGGCGAGCUUGGGCUGGAACGCCCCAACCGGCAAUGGGAUUACCCCUAUGGCUGGGCGCCUCAGCAGAUGCUGGCCUGGACCGGCCUGCUCCGUUACAGCUUCACCGAGGAAGCCGAACGCCUCGCCUACAAGUGGCUCUUCAUGAUCACCAAGGCCUUUGUCGACUUCAACGGAGUAGUGGUGGAGAAGUACGACGUCACGCGGCCCAUCGAUCCUCACCGUGUCGAUGCCGAGUAUGGAAACCAAGGCCUUGAUUUCAAGGGCGUCGCGAAAGAAGGGUUUGGGUGGGUCAAUGCCAGUUACGUCUAUGGUCUCCAGAUUGUGAACGCGCACAUGCGACGAGCGCUGGGAACACUUACCCCGUACGAAACGUUUGUCAAGGCCAUUGAGCUGAACAAUGAACGGGCCAUGGCCAAUCUGACCCUGUGA